GAGGGUGGAGAGAAGUUCCCAACUGAUGAAAAUGGGAAAACCUUGUAUAGUGAUGUGGAUUACAUUGAGACCUGGCCAGCUAUGGAAGAGGCAGGGGAAGCAGUCUUGUCGGGGUCCAUUGGAGUUUCCAAUUUAGCAAGGAUCAAAUUGAACGUAUUUUUUCAGAUUGCUAAAAUAGUGCCUGCCAACAAUCAGGUUGAGUGCCACCCCUACUUAAAUCAAAAGAAGCUUAUUGAUUACUGCAAAAGUAAAGGAAUUACUGUCCACUGCCUACAGCCCCUAGGGUCUCCAGACAGCUUCUUCUCUGGAGAGAGACACCUCACAACUCUUCUUAAUCUCAUUUUACCCCCCAUGUCAAGUUCAAGUUUUUAA
Messenger RNA from Penaeus monodon (black tiger shrimp), 372 nucleotides. RefSeq names its product aldo-keto reductase family 1 member B1-like. Lineage: Eukaryota; Metazoa; Arthropoda; Malacostraca; Decapoda; Penaeidae. The record is from RefSeq and is a predicted model, not a curated record. The transcript is spliced from 3 exons. Gene Ontology annotation, cellular component: cytosol. The annotation marks the transcript as partial. Gene Ontology annotation, molecular function: aldose reductase (NADPH) activity.